GGGAAAGAAAAAAAACGAGUCACUGUUGUUACCAGCAACUCAAGGAGCGUACGUUUGUCGCCUGGGAAAUGUUCCUGUACAUUCUUGGACUGGUGGCUUUUUGGUUUGUGUUCCGCUGGUACAGGGAACUCUCAAGAGUACCCAAUAAAGGACAGAAAUAUGUCUACAUCACUGGCUGUGAUUCUGGGUUCGGGAACCUUCUGGCCAGACAUCUGGACAAGCUGGGCUUCCGUGUGAUCGCAGCCUGCUACACUGAGAAGGGGGAGGAUGAACUGAAGAAGGUCUCUACUGAACGAUUGAACACAGUCCACCUGGAUGUCGUCAGCACUGACAGUGUCAGCAAAGCAACAGCAUUCAUCAAAACCUUGGUUGGGGAGAAGGGUCUGUGGGCUGUGGUGAACAAUGCUGGAGUCUCUGUACCAUCUGGUCCCUGUGAUUGGAUGAACGUCGACGACUACAAGUCCAUGUUGGAUGUUAACCUUAUUGGAGUCAUUGGUGUGACUCUGAGUGUCCUGCCCCUCAUCAAGAAGGCCAGGGGCAGGGUGGUGAAUGUGGCCAGUGUGUUUGGGAGGAUAAGCGCCUUCGGGGGUCCCUACUGUGUGUCAAAAUAUGGAGUGGAGGCUUUCAAUGAUAGUCUACGGAUGAACAUGUCGUUUUUUGGAGUUAAAGUCCUGUGUCUGGAACCAGGAUUUUUCAAAACAAGUGUGACUGAUCUACAUCUCCUGAGAAAAAAUGUGAAGACAUUGUGGGACAAAUUGCCUGAAGAAAUCAAGGAUCAAUAUGGACAUGAUUACCCAGAGAGAGCAAAUGUUACAUUGGAGAAGAAUGUUGCGACGUUGCUGGAUGGGGACCUGAUGAAGGUUGUGAGCUGCAUGGAGCACGCCAUCUCUGCUGUCCACCCUCGUACCCGCUACUCACCUGGCUGGGAUGCCAAGUUCUUAUGGUUGCCUAUGUCCUACCUGCCAACGUGGAUCGCAGACAAAAUGCUCUUAAAAGAUAUGGCCAAACCAACAGGAUCUAUUCUUUAAUGUUAAUGGUUCUCUGACCGAAUGUAGGAGGAAGUCUUUAUUUACACCCACAGGAGAAGAAGAAAAAUGUCAUUGGAAAAAGGUGUAUAGCAUGGGAUUCAACCAAUGAAUGGGGAAAAAAAGAACACUAAUUUGUUUUCAAACUUAAACAGAGUUGUGAAUUGCAUUUUGUCUAGACAUUUGGAUUUGUCCUGUCUGUUUCCCUGGUCUGAUAAUAAAACCAAUGGAGAGAUUUUCAGUAAUUCAAAUGAAGCGGUGGUUGCAUUGAGUCCAUUUGAUACAUACAGUAAGUGAUAUUCUGUCUCUGUUAGAACUAUUAGCUUGUACCCUAGCUCACUGUAUGACUUGCAGCAAAUUCUUCCUAUUAAAAAGCUAACUCUUA
Molecule: messenger RNA, 1410 nt
Organism: Oncorhynchus keta (chum salmon)
Lineage: Eukaryota; Metazoa; Chordata; Actinopteri; Salmoniformes; Salmonidae
Product: retinol dehydrogenase 7-like
Exons: 5
Coding region: 69-1028 (319 amino acids)
Molecular function (GO): oxidoreductase activity
Source: RefSeq, a predicted model, not a curated record